Poeciliopsis prolifica (blackstripe livebearer) is the source of this 4177-nucleotide messenger RNA. RefSeq names its product protein arginine methyltransferase 6 (gene prmt6). Gene Ontology annotation, molecular function: protein-arginine N-methyltransferase activity. The record is from RefSeq and is a predicted model, not a curated record. Gene Ontology annotation, biological process: peptidyl-arginine methylation. NCBI's taxonomy places the organism in Eukaryota, Metazoa, Chordata, Actinopteri, Cyprinodontiformes, Poeciliidae. The coding region runs from base 2868 to 3974 and encodes 368 amino acids. The transcript has 7 exons.
GCGGUUCGGUAUUCACAAACUUUUCUGUGGAAGUCGACUCCUAAUUGUUUAAAUCGUAUCUUCUUGCCAAUUUCUUGUAGAAAGCAUCUCUAAUACUGCAAAGAAAAUGCAGUGUUGACAGAUGAAAUACCUACUGCAGCGCUACAUGCUAACAGGAGCAGUGUUCAUUUUCCCUGGUUUUGAGUUGCUGCACCCCCCACGAUUGACAUGUAGCCUCUUCUUGCAGAAGUUUCCAUUGACUCUAAAAUAAGUUAAGCAGUGGUUCAUCAGAUCUGUCAUCCAAAAAUUGUAGAACAUCUCGCAGUGUGAGGGUCGUCACAAAUUGAAGGAAGAAGAUUUACUGUGAGGAUUUACUUUGAAAAGGAUUUUCACUCAACUAACAUUCAGAUGGAAUCAAGAGUCAGGAGCAUCUGGUGAACAUUCAGCGUGUAUGUGGACGCACGAUGCAUCUCGCGCCUCCAGCGCUGUGCGGUUGAAGCGUUCUGAGCUUCCGACGUGUAUCCAGCAUGUCGAAUGCAGCCCGUGCUGGAGUUGGAAGAUCUGGACUUGUGCCGCUGAACGCAGAGCAUCGACCAGAAAGACUCGGCUGUGUGCGUCGCUCUCAGUUCCAUCCGCCAUUAUGCAGAAAACAAAGGCUCGUUCCAACGUGUCUGGAGUGAUUUUGACGCAAGUCUAGAGCAAAAUGUCAAGCGUCUGACUUCAAAGCGCACCAAGCACAAAGUGCACAUGUGCAUCAGAGUGAAUGCACAUGUGUAGGCGAGGCAGACCAGCGUUUGUAGGCCAACGCUGGUCCGCUCGUAAUCUUUCACCAAAGAUGCACCGCCACAUGCGAAGAGGGAAACGGGCUUUGACAGUGUAGUGAGGAAAACCACAGCUGAAAAUGGAACAAAUGCUGCAACACCAGACCAUCAGGCGUGAAAACACCUUAAGGUGUUUGUUGCUGAUUAUACGACCGAACCACGUUACGAUGCAGAAAGCAGCGGAUUCCUCUGACUGCAGAUACCAACACACGCACAGAUCCGAGGAAUCAAAGAAAGCCGUGGCCGCCGUCUCCUUGGGAGGCGGGUGUUGGCUGCGUGUCUGGACCUGGCAGCGCUCUGGCCAAAAAAGCCUGAGAGGAAAAUCAACAGCUGCUUGUCUGUUUGUUCUGCAACACCUGCAAACCCCCUCCUGCCAGCUGCCUCGAUUACACCGCGUAUUAUUGUGUGUCUGAUUCGCCACGAAAAUUGCAUCCAACAGCGAGAAAGCGAGCGCUAAGAAUGCAGAGUCGGUGUUUGGUCUCUUUCCCUGGAUGUUUGCCUCUCUUUGAUUACUCGAGCUGAAACCAUAUUGGCCAUUUCUCUGUUCUAUAGUUUGGAAUAAUGAAAUCCAUUCUGCGGAUUCAAGUGCAUGCGAGUACAAACACCCGGCUGUCCCCGAGUCAUGACGCACGGGGAUCUACAGUGGUUUGUGAAAGUAUUCACAUCCCAGGAACUUGACUUGCAUCUUCUUUGUCUCAUCACAGCCACCGUCUGGCUGCAUUUUUGCAGGAUAAGAACAAAAAUUGUGACAGCACGAUGCUAUGUUCCGGCUGCAGUUAAAAUUGCACCAAAAACUCUUCAACACCAGUAAACGAAGAGCAUAAACCCACAAAAUGAAAUUGGUGAUGCCACCUCUAAUCACAGAUAAGUCGUCUGAAUUGCUUGAAAAAGUUAAUAUUAUAAGUAGAUUAUCAAAAGUGCCUUUAUAUUAAAAACGAAUACAGGUUUAAGAUGAUUAGAUACCAUCUUCUGCUAGCAUUUGUGGAUAAAAGCCGCUGGUUCUCUGUCAUUCAUGGGUUCCAGUGCUGGAAUGUCUUUCGAAUUGAUUCAGUUUUUUCAUAGAUUUGAACUCAGGACGACUGACGAUAUGUUUUUGUCCAUGAUUUCUUUUUUGCUUUAUAGAAGCCAUAGCACCUUCCAAAUGCUGUAGGUUUUCAGAGGAAGCGAGGUCAUCCCAUAGCAUCACUGAGCCAGGACCAUGCUUCCUUGUAGUUACGUUUGUUGUCUUCUUCACCUGCUGAGCUACAGGACACAAUAGCUUCAGUUGUGAUUAAUAAUUUCACUGACAGCUGUAUUCUGGGAUUAAAUCGCAUUCAGGUGAACUCUGUUACAAAUUAUGUGGCUUUCAAAUGCAGCUGUUUGCUGUUGAUUUUAUUUAGCAGUGUCAAAGUAAAGUAAAGACACACCAUUCUCUCCAGAUUUGUAUUUUUAAAAGAUAAAGGAAAACCACAGAUCCUCGUUUUUCUUCAACUUCAUAUGCAGGCAGGAUUUUGUGCAGGUUUGCUGCAUAAAAUUUCAGUAAAAUACAUUGUUUCAGUGUAUCCCUUCAAGACGCUGCAUGUAACUUUCUGUUUGUCCUGCAUUUCAGUGACAUUCCCUUUGUCAUGUGUUAAACUGGGCAGAGUUGAAAGGCACAAGCCAGCCGGCAUCUUCCACCUCCUCUCAACACCAGUGCUUCCUUUGUUCGGUUUUUCCCCUUCAUGAAAUUGGAUACAGUUUCCUUCUCGUUUGUCCUGCGUCUGUUUUUUGUGUGUGUGUGUGUGUGUGUGUGUGUGCCAAAGAUCUCUGAAACGGAGUGGAGAGAGUCCCACGGGGGCUGAGCCAAGCCACAAGCAGCUGUGCUCUGCCCACUGCGCCGUUGGGGACGGUUCUGAAAUGAUAAUGAGCACUUUGUGUUCUGCAUUUACAGGACGGACAUUGAAGACGUGCCAUUCAGACACGGGCAGGAACUCUAGUGCGCCACCUAAACGGAACUCGACUCCCGCUUGCUUGUGGUAAUUGUAGUCCAGUUUACAUCGAAUCGCCCUCAUUGUGCCCAAUAAAGAACUACAAGUCCCAGAUCCGACAAUGCGGAAACGCCACAACAAAGUAGCAGCAACACACGACGGGAGAAGCAGGAUGUCUUAUGCUGGAAAGAAGAGAAAACUGGACAAAACCCGACAGGACAGGCUUUAUUUCGACAGCUAUUCUGAUGUGACGAUACAUGAAGAGAUGAUAGCGGACCACGUCCGGACCAACGCCUACCGGACGGCUAUUUUAAAGAACAGCGAGUCGAUUCGAGGUAAAGUGGUGCUGGAUGUCGGGGCAGGAACCGGCGUCUUAAGCAUCUUCUGCGCUCAAGCCGGCGCCAAGAAGGUGUACGCCGUGGAGGCCUGCUCCAUAGCCGAGCAGGCGGCGGAGAUAGUGAAGCAGAACAACGUGGAGGACGUGGUGGAAGUCAUAAGAGGCACCGUGGAGACGGUGGAGCUGCCGGAGAAGGUGGCGGUGAUAGUGAGCGAGUGGAUGGGCUACGCUCUGCUGCACGAGUCCAUGCUCAACUCGGUGCUCUGCGCUCGCGACAGGUGGCUGGAGGCCGGCGGACUCAUCCUGCCGAGCCGAGCCGAGCUCUACAUCACCCCCAUCAGCGACCCGGUGGUGGAGGACCGCCUGUACUUCUGGUACACCGUCAAGGAGCAGUACGGCGUCGACAUGUCCUGCAUGUCCCACUUCGCUCGGAGGUGCAUCAGGAAUUCGGACAUAACCGUGAGCGCCGUGGCCGUGGAGGACGUGCUCUCCCACCCCGCGCGCUUCGCCGAGCUCGACCUGCACGCGGUGACGGCAGAGGAGCUGCGGACGGUGAAGGGCCGCUUCGCGUGCGCGUCGUUCGGCUCGGCCGCGGUGAACGCCUUCUGCGUCUACUUCGCGGUGACCUUUCCCUGCCCGGAAAAGCCGCUCUCGCUCGUUCUGUCCACGUCCCCGUUCAAGCCGGAGACCCACUGGAAGCAGGCGGUGCUGUACCUGGACUCCCCCGUGGAGGUGGUGCAGGACACGCCGGUUCGCGGAGAGGUCAGCAUGUUUCCCUCCGAGGACAGCUCCAGGCACAUAUGCAUCCACGUGGACUACACUAUAGGCGAGCAAAAAAGACAGUCCAAGACUUUUUCCAUACCUGACUGGACCGCCGAACCUCAGCAAUAGUGGGAUUUUAGCUCCCAACUCCGAACAGUUUCGUCCAUCUUUACAUUUCCUUGCCCAAACUACCUUUGGUUUGUCACAUGCACAGAAAAAAUUACUGCAAUAAACCUGAAACAAACCAUUAACAUGCAAUGUCACAUAAGCUAAAAAUCUAUUUACUCAUUUCUUAUGCCUAAAGUACCAAAAUAUAUAUGCAUAAAAUUUGA